GUAGCACUUUCUGAUUUUCUUUCUGACUACGUAAAAAAGAGAGCAAGGAAGUAGAAUUGUGAAACUUCGCGUCCACCAGGUUUGAAACUUUGACAGCAGAGGAAUUACGCACGACCAUGUCCGUCACGUCUGUGGGUCAGGAGCAUCCGGUUCUCGGCCGCGAUGUUUCCUCUGCAGUUCUGCUGGACAAGAAGCAGUUGAUGGAGAAGGGUGUGGAGAGCAUCGCAGAAAAACAAUUUCUGUUGAUCAAGCAGAACUUUGGCGACGAGCCGAUUCGUGUCCGCAAGAUGCUGCGGAAGUGCUUUUUGUGCAACAUGAAAUGGAUGUGCGAGAUGCUGUACAACGAGGGCGAUAUUUUCGCCCUGGGAGUUUUAAGCAGACGAAAACUUUCUUUCUCGCAGACCAGGACAGCUUUUGCCUACUAGUACCCGCAACGUACGAUUGUACUGAUUCGUGAUGACCAAGGAAAAAAAAAUAGGUUCUGCUAUUGUAUAGGUAGAUCAACUCGCUUCACGUUUUUUGUGUAUACCUCUCCCUAGACGGUCGACCAGCAACUCUUGCGAAGGCUGAACUAGCAAUCAUGAUUUCUCUGCGAGGGGGCACGUUUUCGCUCUGAUACCUUGGCAAGCAACCUGCUUCUCUGUUUUUGCCGUCCUUGAACGUGUACACCGUGGUAUCGAGAUGGAAAAAAUUUGUCGGGUUCUUGCAGCUGAUGUCAACAUUGUUGUUCAUUGAAAAAUUUGGAUGUGCUGUUUGUUGAGCAGGAAAAGAACAACCAUGCUGAUAUCAGGUGUGAAGAUAAGCUUCUUUUUUACUUUGCAUAACAAUCUUCGGACCCGCUGCUGCGGGAAUUACUUUUCAUCACCCGCCUUGCGGAAGGCAUGAAGGUCGACUGGCACUGGAUUGCCGAAAAAAUUUAUCACACUGCAAACGUGCAAUUUUCAGCCUUACCAGUAGUUCCUGAACGUAAGAACCUUGUGCAUAUUAUUCGCAAGGAGCGAGCAAUACAGUAUGAGCUAUAGUGAAAAGCAAGAACACUAGCGAACUUUCUUCAAUUGGCACGGCGUAUAGACGGCUGUGCUUAUGCAUUGACUCCUGGUUGAGUAGUCUACCAGUGGUGUGAUGCAUAUGGCGCAGAAUGAAAUUUCAGUGUGAUAACCUGAUGAGUUUGAUUCACCGGUUCGCGUACGAAGCCACGCACCCCAUGGGAAACCGGUUGGUGAAGAGGAUUGUCGAGACGGCUGUGUACGCCUCUGUUGCCGCUUACAUUGAGCAAACAUUUUUCUAAUUCAGCUGCAAAAAGUUUCUUCAAUGAAUCCAUCCACCAUGGAUUUCGUGGUAAAUUCUAGAGGUUUCCUAUUGACGGGUCGGAACACAUCAACUUCAGACACAACUACUUCCUCGGAUAUCAGAAAGUAUCAGCUCCAACGACAAGAGAAAUCAGAUUUGAUUUUUGUACAUAAAUAUUUUUGUUUGCUUUUCAUCUUUUUGUUCAACUCACUCUCAGCGAUAGACCAGUUUCACGUUUAAGCGUUUUUUACAGGAGAAUUCAAUUGAUUUACAACAAUUUUACAGGAUGUUUCACACAAAUGAUAAAGAAGUUUUUGUUCAGGAUCGAAAAGCAGCACGCAGCUUAAGAACAUCAUCUUCAAAUAAAAAACUGUACAAUAAUGAUAAACUUGUGCUGCUGCUUGAAAGUGUACUCAAGAAAAAGAAGGUGGUAUACCCCAAGGUCAGUAGUCUUAGUCACGCUUUUGGCCGCCAUGGUUUUGUUC
This is a messenger RNA of Amoebophrya sp. A120, 1775 nucleotides long. NCBI's taxonomy places the organism in Eukaryota, Dinophyceae, Syndiniales, Amoebophryaceae. The record is from the annotation of a GenBank genome assembly.